Theileria orientalis strain Shintoku is the source of this 636-nucleotide messenger RNA. RefSeq lists its product as hypothetical. The record is from RefSeq and is a predicted model, not a curated record. Lineage: Eukaryota; Apicomplexa; Aconoidasida; Piroplasmida; Theileriidae.
AUGCCUACUGUGUACUCUUGGAGAUUAAAAUAUUACUGCGAGUGCCACUCAAUCCACCGAGUGUCACUCGUGCCUGCCCUGUGGGACUUGUCGGCGCAGCAGCGCCUGCGCGCUCUGUCAAUUUUACUCAGCGCCCGCGCCUUGGGUCCGCCGCGGUUUCCCGCGGUACUCGAGUCCGGCCCCAGGCGCCUAACACUAUUUUAUCCGCCGCUCCUUUCAGUGCGUCGUCCACAAUGUUAUUUUAUUGGCGUGUCGACCCUGAUUUCUGUCGACAGGACAUUGGUCCCCGUCAGCCUCGCUGACUUGGGAACUCUUUUGCGCCUCGUUUUCCUUGGCAUUUGUUUUAAUCGUUGCUCUUUUCGUUAUUAUGACUUGCUUAGUUAUUCCUUGUGCGGUUUUUGCGAUUUCCUGGUCUCAUUUCCUCCUGGCCACCGCCAAAUAUCAGUAAUUAAACUUGCACCAACUGUUAGGCUACGUGCUGUCACCACCCCUAGUCACUGGCCACUGACCGGUCGCUACUACCCAGUCGUGUCCAGUUCCUGCCGGUUAUCUCCUAUGGCGUCCGGUGCCUACGUACCACGUAUAGACUGGUGCCUACGUACCGCGUAUAGACUGGUGCCUACGUACCGCGUAUAG